AUGCCUCUCUAUUCUUCAAGCUGGAAGAGGGUUAGGGAGGAAAAAGCUGGGCCUUCUAGGGUUACUUCGUCUUCUAAUGGUGGUGGCUUUAAUUUCAACAUGUUUUUGAGUUUCAGAGGCAAAGACACAAGAGGCCGCUUCACCAGCCAUCUCUACAAGGAGCUGAACCAAUGCCGUAUAUCUGCCUUCUUCGACAGUGUGGGCCUCCGAAAGGGUGAAAGGAUCAGCGAGAUUUUGGGAUACAUGAAGGCAUCCCAGGUUGUCAUGUCCAUCUUGUCCAAGAACUACGCCAAAUCGAAAUGGUGUCUGCUCGAGGCUGCCAAGAUGCUGGAAAUUCACGAAGAUGAUAAGGAGAAUAAGUGGAUUAUACCUGUCUUUCUUGAUGUUUCUCCUUCUGACAUCAAAGAAGAUAGUGGAUCAUUUCAAGUUUCUAUUACAUAA
Molecule: messenger RNA, 441 nt
Organism: Nymphaea colorata (pocket water lily)
Lineage: Eukaryota; Viridiplantae; Streptophyta; Magnoliopsida; Nymphaeales; Nymphaeaceae
Product: disease resistance protein Roq1-like
Exons: 1
Coding region: 1-441 (146 amino acids)
Biological process (GO): signal transduction
Source: RefSeq, a predicted model, not a curated record